Messenger RNA from Puntigrus tetrazona (Sumatra barb), 2227 nucleotides. Its product is annotated as inactive all-trans-retinol 13,14-reductase. The record is from RefSeq and is a predicted model, not a curated record. The coding region runs from base 25 to 1854 and encodes 609 amino acids. Gene Ontology annotation, molecular function: oxidoreductase activity. The transcript has 11 exons. Lineage: Eukaryota; Metazoa; Chordata; Actinopteri; Cypriniformes; Cyprinidae.
UCUUAGAAGAGACGGCUGGUCAGGAUGUGGCUGCUGGUGUUUGUGGGUUCUGUGCUGAUCUGGGCCGGAGGAACGCUCUGGUUCCUGAGGAGGAAGCCCAGUCCGUUUUCAGCGGCGUCGGUGAGGCCCGCAGGACCUUUAGAGCUGGACCAGAAGACGAGAGACAGGGUGCUCAAACAAGGAUUUACCAAGGACAGGAUCCCAGAGAAUCUGGAUGCGGUGGUGAUCGGCAGCGGGAUCGGAGGGAUGACGGCUGCAGCGACGAUGGCCAAAGCAGGGAAGAGAGUCCUGGUUCUGGAGCAGCACGACGUGUCCGGAGGCUGCUGUCACACCUUCACCGAGAAGGGCUUCGAGUUCGACGUGGGACUCCACUACUUUGGUCAGCUGCACGAAAACGGUCUGCUGAAGGUCGCUUUUGACCAAAUCACCGAGGGUCAGCUGGAGUUUGUGGAGCUGCCACAGCAUUUCGACAGCGUCGUGAUCGACGACAACGGAGAGCGGAGAGACUACGCCGUCUUGAGCGGCAAGAGCGAGAUGGAGCAGAACCUGAAGAAGUGCUUUCCUGAUGACGUCAGAGCUGUGGAGGAGUUCUUCAAGAUCAUGAAGGUCACAGCCAGGCAGAUUCCCUUCUUGGCCGUCCUAAAGCUGAUUCCUGAGUGGUUGGCUCUGUUUCUGCUCAAAAGCGGCAUCGCUAAUCUCUUCUCGUCCAUCUUUCGUCUCUCAGUCUCUAACGCCACGGAGGUCAACAACAGACUGACCUCCAACAAGGACUUGCAUUUGAUCUUCUCAUAUUUCUUUUACGGUGUUCCUCCUAAAGACUCCAGCUGCAUGAUCAACGCUCUGAUGCUGCAUCACUUUAAGCGUGGAGCGUAUUACCCCAAAGGGGGCGCCAGCGAGAUCCCCUUCCACAUCACUAGAGUCAUUCAGAAACACGGGGGCAGAGUUCUGGUCCGAGCGCCGGUCAGCCGCAUCCUCGUUGAUGGGAAAGGAGCUGCUUACGGAGUGACAGUGAAGAAAGGAGACGAAGACGUGGAGAUUAGGGCUCCUGUCAUCAUCUCCAACUGUGGGAUCUUCAACACCUUCCAGAAGCUCUUACCUCCAGAAGUACAAGUUAAACCGGAGAUUCAGAGUCGUCUGGACAUGAUGAGGCCAGGUAAAGCCUCGUUCCUGCUGUUCUCGGGGUUCGAUGCCACGCAGGAAGAGCUAGGAAUUGUGCCCAACAGCAUCUGGCUCUUCAGAUCCAACGACAUGGACGCCAUGAUGCAGGAGUUCUUCAGUAUGAGUAAAGAUGAAGCACCGGAGAACAUCCCCAUGGCCCUCGUCACCUUCCCUUCAGCUAAAGACCCCACGUCACAGAUCCGGCACCCAGGCAAGUCGUGUAUGACCAUCCUGACCAUGGUGAACUACGAAUGGUUCGAGGAGUGGAGAGACACCAGAGUGAGGAAGAGAGGAGGCGAUUACUUCGACUAUAAGAUGAGAUUCGGCCGCUGUCUGUUUGACUGGGCCUGCGAACACUUCCCGAAGCUCCGAGACAAGCUGGUCUUUCAGGAGGCGGCCACUCCUCUGACAAACACACACUAUCUGAGCUGUAAUCUAGGGGCCAUCUACUCUGCUGACCACAAUCUGGAGCGUUUCUACGCCGAGGCCAUGGCCCGAAACCGAUGCGACACUCCGGUCAAGAACCUUUACCUGUCAGGACAGGAUAUCUUCAGCUGCGGCGUCGCCGGGGCUCUUCACGGAGGUCUUCUGUGUGCCUCCACCGUCCUCAGAUACCCCGUCUACAUCGACCUGCUGCUCAUCAAGAAGAAGCUGAAGUGGAGGAGAGCGAAGGAGGCCAAGCACAAGCAGCACUGAUCCUACAGAAACACCAGAGAGCUUCUAGAAAGAUGAAGAUCAGCCCCGAACUGUUGCUUUGGGGUUAUUUGUUAUAUAUCUGUUUUAUGUUUAAACCUAUAGCACUGCAUGCCUAUAAAACACAUUUAAUAAUCUAGAAAAUAGCAAUAAAUUCAUAGAUUUUUUUUUCUCUCCAUUAUGUACUUUUUUAUUUGACUUUAACAUUUUACACUAUAUAGUGCUGAAGUAAGUUUGCAUUACCCUGUUCCCUAAAAAGAAUUAAUAAUAUAAUUUUUUUAAAUAUAUGAAUUUUAAUUAGACAUUUUUAUAAAUGUUUUUGAAUUUUAUAUAUAUAUUAUAAAUAUGUUCCACAGAAGUAAAACAACUAAAUAUA